UGGGAUGAUUUUUCAACUCUCGCAUUUUAAACACAUUCAAUACAUUCCCCAUUCACCAUGAAGGUUGUCGGACUCACAGGCGGAAUUGCCUCAGGGAAAUCCACAGUGGUUUCCACAGUUUUGACGUUGGGCAUACCAGUGAUCGAUUGUGACAAGCUUGCCCGGCUGGUGGUUGAGCCAUCUCAUCCAGCUUACAAGAAGCUGGUUGAUCACUUUGGGACGGAAAUAUUACAGAAUCAACAAUGGGGCCAACCUCUGGAUCGGUAUAAAUUUGGAACUAUUAUCUUCCCAGACGCUGCUCAGAGGCGAGUUGCCAACUCGAUUAUCCAUCCUGCGGUCCGAGAUGAGAUUCUGAAGCGAUUGUUCAAGUACUGGAUCAAGGGGACUGCCUUAGUCAUCAUUGAUGUCCCAUUAUUGCUGGAGGGUGAACUCUGGAGGAUUGUCAGUGAUGUCAUCGUGGUUUACUGUCCUCCUGAUGUGCAACUUGCUCGGAUUAAAGACCGAGAUGGACUUUCUGAGUCAGAUGCAUUGGCGCGCAUUAAUGCGCAGAGGCCACUAAUUGAAAAAGUAGAUUAUGCGGAUCAUGUAAUUUACAACACGUCUGAUUUAGAGACUCUCAGAAUCUCAACUCUCAAGGUUAUGGAUACUAUCAAGCCUAAUCCUUUCUGGACAUACCUUGCUUAUUUCCCACCCUUCACCAUCCUCAUGGCUACUUGGGUCGUUCUCAGAAGACAUUUCAAAGGCGAUCCCAGGAAGAUGGCAUCCAAGAACAAAUAAAACACAACUAAUACUACCUUUAGCUCCACAGCGACGGCAGCAGCGAUGAGCAGUACUACGAGCACAUCAAAAAGACUAUCAAACUCAAUAUUGGGUGUUCAUACACAUGUUUCUUGAAAUGGCAGAGAAAGAAAGAAGUAGCUUCGAAUCCUUCAUGAGUACUUUGCUAUAGUUUUGUCGUGCAUUAUAAAGAAAAAAAGCGAUAGUGUGUGAAGCUGUCGACAGAAGUAGUUCGUCUGCUG
Lobosporangium transversale is the source of this 1019-nucleotide messenger RNA. RefSeq names its product CoaE-domain-containing protein. Gene Ontology annotation, biological process: coenzyme A biosynthetic process. The transcript has 3 exons. Bases 58 to 777 code for a protein of 239 amino acids. Lineage: Eukaryota; Fungi; Mortierellomycota; Mortierellomycetes; Mortierellales; Mortierellaceae. The record is from RefSeq and is a predicted model, not a curated record. Gene Ontology annotation, molecular function: ATP binding; dephospho-CoA kinase activity.